GAACAGCCCAAGAUGCCUGAGGCAGGACACAGUAUAAAUUUUAGAGAAACUGGUUCAGUAGGACAAAGAUUAGAAAGAGAACUAGACCAGGAAGAAGUUAGAAAGAAAAGUAGCAGGAAGAGGUCUAAAAGAGCAAGAGACCGCAAGAAACUUUAUGUAAACUGGAGAUGAAGGUAGCUGAGCUGGAGAAGGAGAACUUUAGACUUCAGAACUUGCUGAUUUCGUAUAGGAGUGAUAAACUAGAGAUUAUGGGCAAAGAACCAGUUUCAUUUAUUGAGCAAUAUAAAGAAUAUAAGAAUGGCUUAUGCAAUAAAUUCAUUGAAGGAGAAGGAAACCAGAAUAAACGAGACCAAAACAUCACUCUUCUCAGUGAAUUCGAGAGAACUAUAACAGAAGAAAUAAAAUCCCAUAAAGAUUUCCUCGAUGCUACUUUUGAAGCACUAAUAAGCCAUCCUUUUCCUGCUUUAAAAUAACAAAUACUGGGGUGACUUCGACAAAUCUCCCCUAAAAGAUUAUGAAACUAUCCAAAAAUUUUCAAAGUUGUCCAAAUAUCAGAUACCAGAGUUUAAAGAGAAGCAUGACAUCACUCCUAUUGACGAAGUUGUUGCUUCAUUAUAUCCAACCAAGAAGCAAUAUAGCUUCAUGAAAAAAUUCAUCAGUAGAGAAAAAGAAAUUUACAACUGUUUUAAACAAGGGGUUGAGCUCUUAUUGAAAGCAAAGGAAAUAUUUGAACAGACGAUUCCUUGUUGUAUCAUGAAUGUCGAAUACUUUAUGAAGAGUAAAGUAUUUGAUGACCAGAAGUUUCUUGACUCUAAGUAUUCAGAGUACUUCCUCAUCAGUAACAAUGCUUUUAAUGAUAUCUUCAAAAUCCAAGUAACCCCCAAAGCACACACCUUCGACCUCGAAGCCUGCCCUGAAUUCGGAAAACCCUCAAAAAAACUCCUCAAAAGGUCAGAAAGGACCCUCGAAAUCACCUACAACCACUUUUCACUUCCUUCUUUGUAG
Molecule: messenger RNA, 1005 nt
Organism: Moneuplotes crassus
Lineage: Eukaryota; Ciliophora; Spirotrichea; Euplotida; Euplotidae
Source: the annotation of a GenBank genome assembly